AUGCUAGACGCUGGGAUAGGAAAGAAUCAUACAGGUGAGCGUAUUCAGGCAAACACCUCUCCAUCAGUCAGAACUGUCAUCUUCACUCCGAACUAUCACUUCUCCACUCAUCCGGAACUAUCACUUCUCCACUCAUCCGGAACUAUCACUUCUCCACUCAUCCGGAACUAUCACUUCUCCACUCAUCCGGAACUAUCACUUCUCCACUCAUCCGGAACUAUCACUUCUCCACUCAUCCGGAGCUAUCACUUCUCCACUCAUCCGGAACUAUCACUUCUCCACUCAUCCGGAACUAUCACUUCUCCACUCAUCCGGAACUAUCACUUCUCCACUCAUCCGAAAUUAUCACUUCUCCACUCAACCGGAACUAUCACCUCUCCAUUCAUCCGGAACUGUCACUUCCCCACUCAUCCGGAACUAUCACUUCUUUAA
Messenger RNA from Brugia pahangi, 432 nucleotides. NCBI's taxonomy places the organism in Eukaryota, Metazoa, Nematoda, Chromadorea, Rhabditida, Onchocercidae. The record is from the annotation of a GenBank genome assembly.